ACUUUGUCUGCUAAACACAGAAGCCUGGAAGAGUGUGUCAAUGUGUGUGUAGUUCUCAGUUCGACAAUGAACGCCAUCAAGAUUCUUUGCUUUUUAAUUAGUGUCUCAGAGCUGAGUGUAAUCAGCAUGGCUGCUGAGGUUCCAUUGAAAAGGAAUUCCCAUCAGACAGCAGACAACCAACAGGGGGGAGCUGUUGUUUUUUUCGCUGCACACCAGGGCAUGCUGAAAGAUCUCCUAUUCAACCGAGUUAUUUUCAAUCAGGUGUUGGUGAACCAAGGCUCUGGUUAUGACAAUAACACGGGUGUCUUCACUGUUCCUCUUGAUGGGAUCUACCAGUUUGUGUUUUCUGCUCAGCUCUGCCGUGGUAACCAUAACAACUUCUGGGCCUUUAUGGUCAAUGGAGUUGAAAAGAUGAUAUGUCAUGCUCAGGUGACUGCCGGCGACACAACCCUCAACACUUGUUAUUUCAUUGAGGAAAUGAAGAAAGGUGUUCAGAUCUGGAUAACACAAUUUCAAGGCAGCUGUGCCUGGUCAAGCGCCACCUCAAAAACAAUCACUUUCUCUGGUGUCCUGUUGGUUAGCCGGGGUACCUCCAUGCUGGGAGGUAAGUAUGGCUCCUGCCCACUACCCAACUUGAGCUACAGACAACAGUCCAGCUCUGCAGAAAAGACUAUCAGCUUUUCCUGUGUCAUCAUCACCUUUCAAAUGAUCUUGUUCCUGCUAAAUUAAUCAUGGCAGCCAGAUAACUGCAGUUCUAAACUUCAGCUUUCAUUUGUCAGCACCAUCUUUUCUUUCUCUCAAAAAGGAUCUAUAUCUAGACACUACACUUCCAUAGAAAACUAUUUUUCUUUAACAUACUCAAAUGUUACAUAUUCCCACAGAAAGAUAAUCCAAGUAAAUGCAAAAAGCAGUUUCCAAAUUAAGAUUACACUCAUCAAGAGAAAUCGCUUCAAACCAGUAGGUGGAAACACAACUAACUCACAUUUCCUUUUUGGCAACAUUUUAAAUAUUUUCUCAAAGUUUGCAUUAUAAUUGGAUAAAAACAUUGCUGCUGAUGUUUAAGAUUCAUAGCCAGUUACUGCAACUUUAUUUCAAUACUUACAUCCAGGUCACACACAUAAUUUUGUCAAAUGUUGGAUACGCAUGACUGUUAAAAAAGUAUAAUGUAGAAAUUUUUGUAGAAAUUCAUUUAGUUCAGAGUCCAUGUCAGAAUGAUACUCAGAUGGGAUUUUUUAUUGUCAUCUGAUAAAUUUACUCACCUCCACAAUGUUUUCAAGGUGAACAUGUCUUUACGUGUGCACAAAGUAGUAAGAUGUGUGAAUUGUAAUCCAUCAAAAGGAUGGAUGAGCUGCACAUUUUCCCAUCACUGUUUAAAACACCAGCCAAACACAGAACAUAUUCAGUUAAUGUGACCCUUUGCUUUGCUAUUUCAUUCUGAAGGUUUUUACUUUGACAUUUUUUGUGCAUCGACCCACCAGUGGAUUGGAAAGUUCACUUAUCUUUAACGCUUUAAGUAAAUAUAGUUUUCCCAGGAGACCAUUGACAUACAUAAAGGUUAUAUGCUGCUUAUGUUUCAGAAAAAAAUAAGAUCGGUUAACAGGAAAACA
Xiphophorus hellerii (green swordtail) is the source of this 1607-nucleotide messenger RNA. RefSeq lists its product as uncharacterized. Lineage: Eukaryota; Metazoa; Chordata; Actinopteri; Cyprinodontiformes; Poeciliidae. Gene Ontology annotation, molecular function: protein binding. The record is from RefSeq and is a predicted model, not a curated record. The coding region runs from base 67 to 729 and encodes 220 amino acids. The transcript has 5 exons. Gene Ontology annotation, cellular component: extracellular matrix.